Molecule: messenger RNA, 1665 nt
Organism: Striga hermonthica
Lineage: Eukaryota; Viridiplantae; Streptophyta; Magnoliopsida; Lamiales; Orobanchaceae
Source: the annotation of a GenBank genome assembly
AUGGAAGUCCGCCGGAGGCCCACAAAGCCUUCACCCGCCAACCACUCCUCCGCCGUCGACCACCACCAGUCUUCCUCCCCCAAGGCCUCCGACGCCCUCCCCCUCCCGCUUUACUUGACCAACGCCAUUUUCUUCACCCUGUUUUUCUCCGUUGCCUACUUUCUCCUCCACCGCUGGCGCGACAAGAUCCGCAACUCCACUCCGCUCCACGUCCUUACCCUCUCAGAGCUCGCCGCCAUCUUCUGUCUCAUCGCCUCCUUCAUCUACCUCCUCGGCUUCUUCGGGAUCGACUUCGUCCAGUCCUUCAUUUCAAAAUCGGAGGGCGAGGAAGAGAACCAGCGGUUCAUCCUCCACCAGGAUCGCAACAUCCAUUGCACCCCGAGGCCAACUCCGGUAAUGACGGAGCUCCCCGAGGACGACAAGAGGCUCGUGGACUGCGUCGUCUCCGGCGAAAUCCCGUCGUAUUCUCUGGAAUCGAAGCUGGGGGACUGCUUCAAGGCAGCCAGGAUCCGCCGCGAGGCGGUGCAGCGGCUGACCGGGAGGUCCAUAGAGGGUUUGCCCCUGGAAGGGUUCGAUUACGAUUCCAUUUUGGGGCAAUGCUGCGAGAUGCCUGUAGGGUACGUGCAGAUACCGGUCGGGAUAGCGGGCCCACUUUUGCUGAAUGGACGUGAGUACUCGGUGCCGAUGGCCACAACCGAGGGCUGCCUGGUGGCGAGCACCAACAGGGGCUGCAAGGCAAUCUAUGCAUCUGGUGGGGCCACCUGCGUACUGCUUAGAGAUGGCAUGACCAGGGCCCCGGUGGUGAGGUUCUCGUCGGCGAAGAGGGCAACGGAGUUGAAGUUCUUCCUGGAGGAUCCUCUCAACUUUGAGACGCUGUGCGUUGUUUUCAACAAGUCAAGCAGAUUCGCGAGACUCCAAAGCAUUCAAUGUGCAAUUGCCGGGAAGAACUUGUACAUGAGAUUUAGCUGCAGCACAGGGGAUGCUAUGGGGAUGAAUAUGGUCUCCAAAGGUGUUCAAAAUGUUUUGGACUUCCUCUUGAAUGAUUUUCCCGACAUGGAGGUCAUUGGCAUAUCUGGUAAUUACUGUUCGGACAAGAAACCUGCUGCAAUCAACUGGAUUGAAGGUCGAGGGAAAUCGGUGGUGUGUGAGGCAGUCAUCACGGGUGAUGUGGUGUCCAAGGUGUUGAAAUCCAACGUGGCUUCCCUUGUCGAGCUCAACAUGCUCAAGAACCUUGCUGGCUCGGCAGUUGCAGGUUCUCUUGGUGGGUUCAAUGCUCAUGCUGCAAAUAUUGUGUCUGCAGUAUUUAUAGCCACGGGUCAGGACCCAGCCCAGAACAUAGAGAGUUCACAUUGUAUAACCAUGAUGGAGGCUGUUAAUGAUGGCAAGGAUCUCCACAUUUCUGUUACUAUGCCAUCCAUCGAGGUUGGCACUGUUGGAGGCGGAACACAACUGGCAUCACAAUCGGCUUGCCUCAAUCUGCUCGGCGUGAAAGGUGCAAGCAGAGAGUCUCCAGGGUCCAACUCCCAGCUGCUGGCCACCAUUGUUGCUGCCUCAGUCUUGGCAGCUGAGCUCUCCCUAAUGUCUGCUAUCGCAGCUGGCCAGCUUGUCAAGAGCCACAUGAAAUACAACCGCUCAAGCCGGGACAUCACCAAAAUCACCUCCUAA